Messenger RNA from Solenopsis invicta (red fire ant), 2395 nucleotides. RefSeq names its product surfeit locus protein 4 homolog (gene Surf4). Gene Ontology annotation, biological process: Golgi organization. The coding region runs from base 175 to 987 and encodes 270 amino acids. The record is from RefSeq and is a predicted model, not a curated record. Lineage: Eukaryota; Metazoa; Arthropoda; Insecta; Hymenoptera; Formicidae. The transcript has 3 exons. Gene Ontology annotation, cellular component: endoplasmic reticulum; endoplasmic reticulum-Golgi intermediate compartment; membrane.
CUCUGCGCUCCACGCUCCGCGCUGCUCCGCUCGCCCUCGUGACCGCCGAGCCGAGCCGCGCUGUGCCGCGUCGCGCUGCUCCGCGCCGUGCCGUGCCACUUGCGUGCGCGCACGUGUGUACGUUGGUGUGUGCAUGGGUAGAUUUUUUCGGUUUUUGAAAGACGGCGCACCACGAUGGUGAUCUCGCAGGAGAUGCUCUCGAGGGCGGAGGAGAUCGCCGACCAGGUAAUCCGUAAUGGCAAGCAUGUGCUUCCAACGUUGGCACGAUUAUGCCUGAUAGCUACAUUCCUAGAAGAUGGUUUACGAAUGUGGUUCCAAUGGAGCGAACAACGAGAGUACAUGGAUGCUUCCUGGGGCUGUGGAAAAAUUCUGGCCACCCUCUUCGUCCUCAUAAAUCUUGUGGGACAACUCGGUGGAUGUGUCAUGGUGAUUGGCAGAUGGCGAGUCAGCAUAGCCUGUGGAGUCCUGUUCUUCAUUGUAAUUCUACAGACUAUCGCGUACAGCAUUCUUUGGGACAUGCAAUUUUUAUUCAGGAAUUUGGCGCUAAUAGGAGCACUCUUAUUAGUACUGGCUGAAUCCAGAGUAGAGGGCAGAUCGCUGUUUGCCGGCGUUCCUAGUCUUGGUGACAACAAACCCAAAAAUUUGCUGCAACUAGCAGGUCGAAUACUGUUGGCGUUCAUGUUCAUCACGCUAAUUCGCUUCGAAAUAUCCUUCCUGCAGAUCUUACAAGAUAUUGUUGGCAGCAUCUUGAUGGUGCUAGUGACAAUUGGCUACAAAACUAAGCUGAGUGCAUUACUACUCGUCGCUUUACUGACUGCGUUGAAUUUCUACCACAAUGCAUGGUGGAGUAUUCCUGACUACAAACCGCUCAGGGAUUUCCUCAAAUACGACUUCUUCCAGACACUAUCAGUCAUCGGUGGCCUUCUGAUGAUAGUCUCUCUAGGUCCAGGCGGUGUAUCGAUGGAUGAGCAUAAAAAAGAAUGGUAGAAAAUAAUUCCACUUAUGAAUAAGAAUGUAUGCAUCAUUGGGUUGUUAUUGCGCAGGCGAAUCACGUCUCCCAUUUUUUCCCUAUAUGCGCUCAAAGAAACUUUAAGCAAAUUAUGUUAAACAAUAUGAAACCCAUAGAUGGACCAUUGGUCCAGAGCGAUCAUUUUUUUAUGUUAACUAAUCAAUUAAUCAAAUUUUAUAUUUUAACACUGUGACAAAACGCUCGAAAUAUUUUAAGAUGAUCAGUAAAACUAUCCAUAUUUUAAUUUAUAAAGUUGGAAAAAAAGACAAGAAAAAAAGCAUUACACAUACGUAUAUACGUGAUGAUAUAUAAAAUGGUUAAUGGCAUUGUACAUACAACGUCUGAUGUGGAUAAUGUUGUUUUUUCAUGUAUUUUUAAUUUACCUAAUUUUAAUCGCGAACUAAACUGAUUGUUUUAAAAUUAUUUUAAUACUGGAUUAUUUUAAUACUGCUUCCACUUUUCUGUAUUUAAGAUUUACGAAUUUCCGGGGUGAAAAAAGCCGUCGAUACUAGUUCCAUUGUAACCUUUUUUUUAACUUAAUUAACUGUAAAUAAGUGUUACAGAUUUGUCUUAAUUGUGAAAUAUAAUAAGAGAAAGAGCGGGUUGUUAAUGAGAAAUCAGCAGGUUAAGGGUUAUUAUAGUUAGCUCCAAUAAUAUGUCAUGCGAAAAUAAACCGAUCUUAAAAUAGCGCGCGUUCGAGCCUCUCUUUACAUCAGCAAAACGAGAAAGAGAGAAGAAAGAGAAGGAAGGAAGACUCAGUCCUAUAAAGCCAGUAGGGAAAAUGCAACACCUUCUCAACGUCUUCAUCGCACGAAGCUAGCCGGCGAGAGGGUAAACCUUCAAGAAGUCUGAAAAAAUGAGAAUCAAGAAUCAAGGAUAUAAGCGAAUACCUGUAAACAAAGGUACCUCUAUUUUGUACGGGAAACCAUUUGCCUAUGUUGUAAGAUCGGUGGUGCGCGACGAAAAAUGCGACCAUUGCCUACAAAGGUAAAAAUUUUUUGUCAUGUGUAUAUAUAUAUGUGUGUAUAUAUAUAUGUGUAUAUAUAUACAUAUAUAUAUAUAUAUAUAUAUAUAUAUAUAUAUACAUACAUAUAUAUAAAAAGAUCAUUUUAAUAGAAUUGUUUUGUCCUGUUGUUUCUUCAGUUUUAAUAGGCCUUAUUUUAUGUUGUAUUGUAUCCUUGUUAAACUUUUCUUAUCUAUACGACGUUGAAAAUUUACUGGAAUCAAUUCGUAACAAAAUUAUUGUACAAUAUUUUCUACGUGUAUAAAAUUUUAUUCUAUUUUAUUAACAAAAAUUGAUCCGUCUCAUUGAAUAGGUGUUGAACAACGUAUAAAACAAGUGUUACUGACGAAACAUUAAAAAGCUGAUAUUCUACAUAUUCUGAA